AGUAGACAAACUUAAAACUUCUUUGAUGGCCCUUUUGUGAUGGUUUGUGCUCAAGAAAGGGGCAUUGUGCAUGUCCAUGCACUAAAAAUUAAAAGAAGGGCUUGCUCAGACACGAGUGAGAGUCCAGAGUCGGUUAAUUCUAAUACAAAUUAUAACUAAAUAUCUCACCCCAUUUGAACCUGACUGCAAUGCUCUUGGAGCCAAGCAAGAGAGAUAGAGAGAGAGAGAGAGAGAGAGAGCCAUGCAUUAUUUUGUGAUGUCAUGUCAAACCGUUUUGUGAUAAUAAUCAUGCAUCAAUUGUGGUUAAAUGGGAGCCAUUUCCAUGCUUUUCUUGCCUCUUCACUUUGUUUAAACUUUAAAUGAAGCUCUCUGCAAUUGCAUCACCAUUACAUCAACCAAUACUUCACCCCCUCCAGCCUCCUUCGACCCCAUCUCUGGCAAUGGUGAGACCUCCUUGCUGUGACAAAUUGAACGUCAAGAGGGGCCUCUGGACAGCCGAGGAAGAUGCAAAGAUACUGGCAUAUGUAUCCAAACAUGGAAUUGGUAACUGGACACUGGUCCCCAAGAAAGCAGGACUCAAUAGAUGUGGAAAGAGUUGUAGGCUAAGGUGGACUAACUACCUGAGGCCUGACCUCAAGCAUGACAGCUUCACACCCCAAGAAGAAGACCUUAUUGUUAACCUACACAAAGCUAUAGGUAGCCGGUGGUCUUUGAUUGCAAAGGAAUUGCCUGGAAGAACAGACAAUGAUGUGAAAAACUACUGGAAUACUAAGCUGAGGAAGAAGCUCACGAAGAUGGGCAUUGAUCCUGUAACCCAUAAGCCCUUUUCCCAAAUACUUACCGACUAUGGCAACAUCAGUGGUCUCCCCAACACCGCAACACGAAUGGGGUCCUUCAGUAGGGGCCUGAACAACGCAUCAGUAUCAGUGUCAGGACUUUCAUACACCAACAUGAAUGACCUUAAGCCAUUGGUAGAGCAAUUCCAGGUUCUCAACCAAGAAACUGUCCAACCACAUUUCUUCAGUGAAGUCCCCUCGUCGUCAUCCUCAUCUUCUUCUUGUUCUAACGUCACCCAACUGAGCUCACCCCAAUCCUUCCCUUGCCAACCAUCUCAGGCUCAGUUUAUACCUUCUUCUCCCUUCAGCUGGAAUGACUUUCUUCUCGGAGACCCUUUUCUUCCCACUGAUUUGCAGCAACAAGAAGAGUGUGAUCCCCCUAGCCCUUCACUUGUAACACAAAAUGAGUUCCCCUACUGCAAGUUUAAUGGACUUGGAUACAAGGAUUCCAACACAUUUCAGUAUGGUGCAACUACUGGAGAUGACAUGGGAAACUCCCACAAAGCUUCUUCAUCUCCUGCAAGUUCAUUUGUUGAAUCCAUCUUGGAUCGAGACAGCGAGAUGCGUGCCAAAUUGCCCGAACUUUUGGGUGAAUCCUUUGAUUACUUGAGUAUCUAAAUUGCAAGUUUUCUAGCUCUUACACUGGGGAAAGUUCCAGGGUUGUUCAAUGUAGCUAACAAUUCAGCAUGAAAUGGAGAUAGUCUUGCGUCUUAGAUCAGCCAGUUACAUUUAGUAAAUUAUGGAGUGUAAGGUCUAUCGAUAUUCUAAUAAAAUAGGUCAUUUUCAUCAUGAAAAAAGGGGAUUAUUACAGUGAGAUCAUCAAAGAAAAGGCAUGUCAUCACGACAUCACCAGCACUGAAGGGCAACUUAAAGAGCAUAGGAUAAGAUACAUUUAUAAAAACAUACCUAUAACCCACCUUCUGAAUCUUUUCUUAUUCCUAGUUUGGCUUAUAUCUAUGUUGGGCUCUCAAGAUAAAAGAUUCAGAUAGAAAAUGUUAGAAGAUUCCAAUCCCAUGGACCAGUUAAUUUCACCUAUCUGGGUUAUCUUGUUAAUUGUUAAUUAUAGUAUUAAUGACGCCUUCUCCCAUCCUAGAUGCGGGAGAAUAGGAUUUUUAGAUCCGAUUCCACCUCCUUAUCCUGUUAAUCGAUAAUUAGGGGAAUUAAUUAUGCAUAAAUUUGAGAGAUUAAUCCAAGAUAUACUAGGAUAUCUUCCUAACAAAUUCUGGCAGUCCUUGAAGUGCUAGCCGACCACAAAAUGGCAGAAAUCAAACAGCCUUAAACAAAAACGGUUAAGUUAGUUAGAUAAUUAGAAAAAAUAGAAGAAAUAGAUGGAGGACACGCCGAGAGAAGCAUAGACACACUUUGCAGAGAGCAGUAUUCAUUCAUCAGUCAUGAAUACUUUGGAGAGAUCAUCCGUUUCCUUCCGCCGACAGGGCUCCUCCGGCCGCAUUUGGGACAACCAGUUUCAGGCAAUAGGGCAAAAGGCUGAUGUGCCGCAGGCUGCAGCCAUGGCUACCAGAAAAAGGCAGGAGGUGACAUUCCAGGAAAUGGAGAAUCAGACCCCUCGUUCACGGUCUGGGAAUUCAACCCCCCCACCUCCUAAUUCUCGAGACAAGGGUCAAAGGUGUGCAUUCUCAGCUGUUUUCGGGCGAUGUAUUGGGACUCGGACCCCCUGAAAAUCCUUUGUAUCUUGGUUUCUUGCCAUCAUCUGUGUAGAGUUCUGGGUUAUGUCUUUCUUCUUUCUCACUCCCUCUUUUCCUUUUUCGUUUAUUUUAGAUCAGCAGCGUUUGUAUUCAUGCAAACUUAUUUCAUGUUUUCUGGUAUUUACUUGCCUCUUCCAUAUUUUCUCGGUGAGUUUUUCCUGGAAAAUUUUAAAUGGGAGCAUGUUAAAUUCUCGGGUUGCAUUUGGUAGAAAACAUGAAAAUGGAGGUGAAUCACAAUGUCGCCGGUAGAGAAAUCUCCUUCGUUGAAGUUACGUUACUUCCCCAUGUUGGAAAGUGUGACUUAAUAUGAUCAUUUUAACAUUUGAAAUA
This is a messenger RNA of Vitis riparia (riverbank grape), 2869 nucleotides long. RefSeq names its product transcription factor MYB35. The record is from RefSeq and is a predicted model, not a curated record. The transcript has 3 exons. Lineage: Eukaryota; Viridiplantae; Streptophyta; Magnoliopsida; Vitales; Vitaceae. The coding region runs from base 360 to 1454 and encodes 364 amino acids.